AUGACGUCUCCCGCAUAUCUUACAUACCGGGAUGAUCGGCGCACCCUGAUUUUACCGAGGGUCCUGCCAUCUGCUUCUGGUCUCCUCUAUCGCGACUUCCUCUCCAUGGGCCCCUAUUGGAGUCAGCCUGAACACCUUGAGGCACAGAGGAAAUAUGCCUUGGAGAUACUUGAGGAGACUAGUUUCCUUGGGGCAAAACCAUGUAAUAUACCAAUGGAACCAAACCUGGAACCUAAUGAGAUGGAUGGAGAACUUAUCUCGGAUCCAUCUUCAUAUCGAAUACUGGUUGGGAAACUAAUUUAUUUGACUAUCACUAGACCAGAUUUGGCAUAUGUGGUGCACACAUUGAGCCAAUUCAUGGAUAAGCCUCGAACUUCCCACUUGGAUGCAGCACAUUGGGUUUUGCGCUAUCUCAAACAGUCAUCUGGGCAAGGAAUUCUUUUGUCAGCUUCCAGUGGUAUUCAAUUACAUGCAUUCUGUGAUGUCAAUUGGGCUCGAUGCAGAGACACUCGACGAUCUGUUACUAGGUACUGCAUUUUACUUGGAAAAUCACAAAUCUCUUAA
Messenger RNA from Malania oleifera, 564 nucleotides. RefSeq lists its product as uncharacterized. The transcript is spliced from 2 exons. Lineage: Eukaryota; Viridiplantae; Streptophyta; Magnoliopsida; Santalales; Ximeniaceae. Bases 1 to 564 code for a protein of 187 amino acids. The record is from RefSeq and is a predicted model, not a curated record.